CUUGAUUGGUUUUGCUCAAAGUAAAAUUUAUUUUAAAAUCAGUGUACAUACAUAUUGUGCGACUUGCUUAUAAUUUUUUAACGUAAAUAUUCUGUUAAUAUAAACGUUAGAUAGGUAAUUUAAAUAAAUAAUAUUCUUCUGUUUUUAAAUAAUGUUUUACUCUAUCAGUGACACAAGUUUUCAAAAUAAUAUUUAUUCAAAAUAAUGGUCAUCAUCGCUGAUAUUUAAAAAUACACCAAAAUGGUAUUUGAAUCAAUCGUAGUAGAUGUGCUUAAUAGGUUUCUUGGCGAUUAUGUCGAAAACUUAAAUAGGUCGCAGUUGAAACUUGGAAUAUGGGGCGGCGAUGUAGUACUUGAAAAUUUAAUACUUAAACAAAAUGCCCUGGAAGAACUCAACAUCCCAGUUCAAACUGUUUAUGGACACUUAGGAAAACUUGUACUCAAAAUACCAUGGAAAAAUUUAUAUGGUGCAUCAGUGGAAGCAACUAUAGAAAGGUUAUUUCUUAUUGUAAAUCCUACUGCUGAAAUUAAAUAUGACCCCGAAAAAGAAGAAAAAAUGGUACUGGCAGCCAAGCAAGCCGAACUUGUUAGAGUCGAAGAGGCCAAGAAGAAAGAAGCAGAAAAAGAUGAAAAUAAGUUGGAUGAAACAUUUGUUGAGAAACUAGUGACUCAGAUUAUCAAGAAUGUGCAGCUCAAAAUAACUGAUAUUCAUGUCAGAUAUGAAGAUAGUAUCACAAAUCCCAAAGCUCCUUUCUCCUUUGGUAUUACUCUUCAUAAUCUCUCUGUUCAUACCACCGAUGAAAAUUGGAAACAAACAGUAAUACAGGAAGCUGUAACCAAAAUUUUCAAAAUUCUCGACUUAGAAGGAUUGGCAAUUUAUUGGAAUCCAGCAACAGAACUAUAUUCAAAAGCGAGUGCUGAAAACAUUAAAUCAAGACUACAAACAGAAAUUGCGACAAAGUCAUCCAAACCAUCUUUUUAUAAAUAUGCUUUGGGACCAAUAAAUGCUACUGCUAAAUUGAAAUUAAAUCCUAAGCCAGAAGGAGACGUACCUAAGUUCAGCAUACCUAAGGUUAUACUCAGUUUGCAUAUGGAGCAAUUAUCAGUCAGCUUAACUAAGUUGCAGUAUCAGGAUAUGAUGCUAUUAGCAGAUUCUAUGGACAGGAUGAGUAAAGGAGCUCCUUACAGAAAAUAUCGACCAGACUUAAAAUUGUAUAAGGGACAUUAUAAAGAAUGGUGGAAUUUCGCUUACAAAUGUAUUCUAGAAGAUGACGUGAGGAGACGUAAAAAAAAUUGGGAUUGGAACCAUAUGGUGGCCCAUCGGCAACUUUGUAAAGAUUACGCCGCCGCAUACCAGAACAAAUUGACUUGUAAAGGCAAAGUAGCCUCUGAGCAUCAAUGUGUGCUAGAUCAGGCUGAGAAAACAUUGGACCUUUUUAAUUUGGUUGUGAUUAGACAACGCAUAGAAAUGGAGGUGGAGAGAUUAGGUAAACUAGAGGCAGAAGCUAAAAAAUCCCGCGGCUGGUUCGGUGGUUGGUGGAACGGCAGUUCCUCGAAAGACGAAGAAUUGACCGAAGGCGUUGCAAUCAUGAAACAGUUCGAAAAAGCGAUGACGGCAGACGAGAAAGAGAAACUGUUCCGCGCCAUCGACUACCAAGAGAACACGGCGCCUCUGCACCUGCCGGUCGAGUACGUGGCGGUGGAGGGGCACUUCCGCCUCGACCGCCUGCAGCUGUCCGUCAACGACUCGGCCGAGGUGCUGCGCGCCUGCCUGGAGACUGUGGCCGUGGACCUGCAGCAGCGGCCCAGUGCCAAUGCGCUUAGAGUCGAUGUUCAGAUGCGGGCAUUCACUGUUACGGGCAAAUAUCAAGAUAACUUUGAACCCCAACUGGUGACCUCGAAAGAAGUCACAAAAGGCGUUAAUUUGUUAAAUGUAAUUUUUGAAACAAACCCACUAGAUGGCACAUGUGAUCAACGAGUGAAGGUGCAGGCUCGCCCGCUUCAAAUAGUUUACGACGCACAAACCGUCAUUGAGAUAGUCAACGUGUUCAAACCUCCCACCGAGUCGACGGCUUUGACCACAUUACAAGCGGCCGCCGAAAAUAAGUUGUCAGAUUUGAAGGAGAAGUCGGCCCUGGGAAUGCAGUAUGCAGUUCACCAUCAUACGUUUAUCGAUCUGGAUAUCGACAUCGCUGCAUCCUUCAUCAUAAUUCCGCAAACAGGAAUAUACACCGGGUCGGAGGCGUGCGCCGUGGUGAAGCUGGGCGCCAUCAGCGUGAAGUCGGAGCCGCGCGCCGCGCCGCUCGACGUGCACGCGCUGCACCGCGCCGGCCUGCCCGAGCGGGACAUCCUGCGCGAGAUCGCCGGCCACAGCUACGACCGCAUGGCGCUGCGCCUCACUGAGAUGCAGAUUGUCGUUGCAUCUCCGGCUGAAGAUUGGCAUUCGGCUAUAGCCUCUAAUGAGGCGACACACCUGCAUUUGCUGCAACCCACAAACCUACUCAUACAGAUCCACAAAUGCUUGAUAACAGAUGACCCCAGACUGCCAAAAAUUAAAGUUAUGGGUGAAUUGGAAAAAAUUGCGAUUAGUGUAUCAGAAGAUAGAUUGCUAACUUUAUGCGAGAUAUUAGUGAGCAUGCCCCUACCACAAUCCGAAGAAGCGACACAGCUUAAGGCUAGUGACUCAAAAGCAUCAAGUCUGUCGCUGUUGAGAUAUCUUGAUCCAGUAGAGAAACAAAAAAGAGAUUCAGCGCGUUCAAAACAACGGAAAGGGGACGAACACUCUGUUCAACUAACAGAAGUUGAGGCUUUCUUUAUUAUGAAAGAAUUAAUAGUAAGCGUUAAUCGAAAGAGUAAAUUACAAGCUACCGAGAUCUAUGAGAAAUUUUUGGUAUUUUCCUUGAACUUGCUUGAACUGAAGGCUACUCAAAAGACAUUCACACUUGAAGCGACAGUUCGCCUCGGUUCCGUUAAUAUGCAACACCACAGAGUUGGACAUAACUCGAUAAGUAUGAUAGAAACCCCAGAAGUAUUAAGUACAGGGGACGAAACCGACCAAGCGAAUGUUAAUCAGUAUUUAUUCACUGUCACUUAUAACAAUGUGGAUAAGAAAUGUCCGGAAUUCAGAAGUCAUUAUGGUUCUGUUGAGCAAAUGAUUGAGCUCGAUUUUACAACUUUAAAAGUUUUACUACACCUUCAAGGUCUUCAGGAGAUCUUGGUAAUUGUGAACGAGUAUCAGACUCGAUUACAAGCAAUUCAAAGCUCUGUAGACAGAUACGCGUAUGCUGGACCAUUAGAAACAAUAAUGGAAGAUGAGGAAUUAUCAGUUGCAAAGUUGAAAGUAAACGUAGCGAAACCGUCGCGUCGCAAGCAAGUGGAAAGCAUUCAAUUGAAAGUGAAUGUUAAAAUCGGAGCCGUAGAGAUUGGUUUCGCGACGGACACUCGACCGCUAUCUAUAAUGAAACUUCAAGGAGCCGCCGCCGGGCUCAUACUGAAGAGUUCGUACACGCAAGUUGAUUGUGCAAUUGCGUCCAUCAAAGUCGAAGAUUUGAACCCUGCAACUUUACACAAGGAGAUACUUAAAGUUCUCGGCGGUGACGUCAUAAACGUACAAAUCGUAAUAUACAAUAUCGAUCAACACCCGAGCGUCAGCGACGUGAACAUGUCGAUCGAUGCUCAGAUUAACUGUCUGCGCAUUGUGUUCCUAAACUGGUUCGUCUCCUCGAUGCUGGAGUUCCUGAACAACUUCCAAGCGGCGCAAGAGGCGCUGCUGUCGGCGUCGUCGCAGGCGGCGGACGCGGCGCGCGCCAACGUGCAGAGCGCGUACGUCAACUCCACCAAGCUGGCGCUGCGCGUGCGCCUCGCCGCGCCCCUCAUCCUCGUGCCGGAGAACUCGGCCAGUCGCAGCGCGCUGCUGCUCGACCUGGGCCGCAUGAACCUCAGCAACCAGUUCGUGGACCUGCCCGUCGCGGACGUCAGCAAUAAAGUUACAGUAGACGAACUGAUGCUCGACUUGGAAGAUAUGAAAGUGUCAUGUGUGAUGUUAAAAGAAGACUAUCAAGAAAUAUUGUAUGAGCGUAAGCUUUUGCGACCAACGAGCUUCAAACUUUUCGUAAAGAGAAGUCUCUCCUCGUGGUAUGAGGCGCUUCCUGAUUUAGACAUAUCGGGAAGAAUGAAAACUAUUGCUAUAACAGUAGGUCACAGCGACUACAAGAGCAUCAUGAAAAUUCUUAAUCAAAACCUUCAAGAAGGUCAAGCAAAAACGGAAGAAAUAAAACCUCAAGCAUCUGUUUCUAAAACGAUUUCUAAAACCACAUUUAAGAGUCAAACAAGUAAAGUCCAAAUGAAGUCGACCACAGCAGUCGUCACCCCAACUGAGACGAAAAUGCCAAGAACUACGAUAAAGUUCUCUUUCACCAUGGACAGUUUUGUCAUCGAUCUCAUGAAUACACAUGGAUCAUCCGAAGAUUCGAUGUUUGUUAAGGAUGUGGAAUUAGCCCGCUUUUGUUUGGCCUUACUGUCGGUCAAGGGUCGAAUGUUCUCUGACAGUUCGAUGCAUACAUCUGUUCUACUAGUUGACUGCACUUUAGAUGACACCAGGCCCGGAAGAGGGGCUAAAAUAACAAGGUAUUUAGAAAGACGUCGCGACAAACAAGAAACCAAACUCAGUCAAUCUGACGAAAAUUCAGUCGCAAUUAUGGAAACGCACGACAAAAUACGCAGCAUGAUUGAUAUUACUUACACCCUGAAGAAUGGAGACACAUUCAUCGAUAUGAGAAUAUUCAGUUUCAAUCUAAUCUUAGCUGUUGAUUUCCUAAACAAAAUCGCUGAAUUCAUGACAACUGGAUUGAGUGAUGAUACUCCAGAUAAACCUAAGGAGGAAAUAAAAGUUGUUAAGUCACAAACUGAAAAAUCCGCAGAAGCUAUAACAAAGAAAAAAGUGUCUGUGGUAUCAGCACCGUCUUUAACAGAGCAGCCGCAAAAGCUUUCCAUGAUGACUGUCAACAUUAAGAUCGAACAGCCGGAUAUCAUAUUGGUCGAGUCUCUGGAGCAGAAGGAGUGUGAUGCACUGGUACUUAACAUGGAGGCACGCUUCAAGCUGCGCAAGACGGAGGAGCGCAUGGUGGCGGAGGGCGGCGUGUCGGGCCUGCAGGUGGUGGCGCGGCGCCUGGGAGCGCCGCCCGCCGCGCCGCGCUGGCUGCUCGCGCCCGCCACGCUAUCGCUGGCGCUGGCGCAGCCGCCCGGACAGGGCAUGCAUCUCGACAUCGCGCUCACCGACAUCAAGAUCACCGUGUCGCCAGAGAUCAUAGCUUUGCUCAACCGUGCGCUGGCGACGGUAACUAGUCGUGAAGAAGAUAACGUCGAACUGGAAAACAAACCAAUAUUCUAUGACAAACUUUGGGACAUUCAACCUUUUAAACCUAGUUCAUAUUGGUUCCUAAAAACAGAGGAAGGUAUAGAAGCUAUCGAUGUGGAAGAAGACACGGAAGAAGUGGUAAAAGCACCAGUCGGUGAAAUAUGCCUCAUGUCCAGCCCCUCUAUCGUCGUGGCUUUGGAAAUGGAAAUCGGCAAUGAGACCAUCCCUGUACUUGUAUUGCAAGCCUCACUUACUGGCCAAGUUAGGGACUGGAGCUCUGAUUUCUACAUGGAGUCGACGUGGGCGAUGCAAGUGUCGUACUACAACAUCGGUCGCGCAAUGUGGGAACCGCUCAUAGAGCCCGUCGAAAUACUCAAAGACUCGCAAUACAAACACGUUCCCUGGGAGCUCAAAAUGGAGGUGGUGAUGCGCCCGCAAGAGAGCGCGCAGGCCAUCGACACGACGGACGAGGCCGCCAACAUCCAGGCCGUGGCGCAGCGCCAAGCCAGCAAGAGCGUCACCGUGUCCAGCAGCGAGCCGCUGGAGAUCACCGUCACCAGGAGCGGCAUGGAGGUGUUAACACAAUUGGGUAACUCUUUUUCUGCUGCCGUGGGAGACACUGACACGUCGAUUAUUGCUAAGGCUAAGGUUGGAGAAAAUGAGUCGACUAAAAAAUAUUUGGGUGCUCCUUACGUAUUACACAACUGUACGGGACUAACAGCUAAACUGUCACUACAAAACAACGACGAUUUCUCCGUUUUUCUAACCGAAGAAUAUACUGUCUCCGAUUACAGGGAAGUCGUAUUGGAGCCCGGUGCUUGUGUUCCUCUUCAACUUAAACACGGCGGGCUUAAUGUUAUGAAGCUUAAUGAGCCACCACCUCCUCUUAAACUGAACGUUAAGAUCGUGGAGAUGAGCGAGGAGAUCGUGAUCCCCGUGGAGCGCGCCGACAAGCGCUACUUCGCGCUGGGCCGGCGCCACACGGGCGAGCGCACGCCCGCGGCCGCGUCGCCCGCCGCGCCGCACGCCGCCGCCGUCGAGCCGCGCGGGCUCAUCUCCGACGUCGUCAUGCACGACGCCGCGCUGCACAUCUACUUGCGCAGUAUCGUGCAGGUAAUGAACACGCUGUCGGUGAACGUGUCGGUGUACUACAUGACGCUGAGCGGCAACGAGGUGCGGCUGCUGGGCGACGUGUGCCCCGGCGACACGCUGCGCCUGCCGCUGCAGGCCGUGCACACGCCCACGGCUGAGAUCUUCUUCUCCGUCGAAGGGUUCACGGUGUCGGUGUCGCCGUUUAUAUGGCGCGAACUACAGCAGGAAGUCAAAUUAUCGAAAUUGUUACAAUGUGAUUCUAAAGAUAAAAACAGUGGAGAAAAAUUCUACUUACGGGCUGUAGGAACUAUGGAGCAAGUAUUCUUCGAGCACUCUAACCGACACACUUUCGCAUCUUCAUGUUACGACAUUGUCCUAAAACCUGCAGUCAAGUUGCAAAACUGUCUACCUGUGCCUGUGUUGGUGUCACAACUAGGCCUGCGACGGACGCAGCUCUUCAGUCCCGGCGAGAUGUUCCACUUAUCACAUUUGGCACCUAAUCGAGCUUCGGUUGUCAUUAUGAUUCAAAGCUACCUGGACAAGUGCUGGGUAUGCACCAAGAACCUGCCCGACGAGGACACGGAGCUGUCGGUGUGGUCGUUCGAGUCGCACGACAGCCCGUCCGUCAUGACGCUGGAGUUGGGCGUGCACAGCGUGGACCUGGAGGGCACGCAGAUGCUGUCGCUCUACUGCCCCUUCUGGAUGCUCAACAAGACCGGUUUCACUCUCUGCUACCGAAAAUCAAAGAAACCAGACAAAGAUUCCAGCACACCCAACAAGAACGUCGAUGAAACAGGCAAUGUAAUCUUUCACCCGAAAGACUACAAGGAACCGAUAUUGUUUUCGUUCCGAGCCAAAAACUUUUUUGGGAAAAAGAAGGCUGCGAUACGAGUGGAGUUUGGAGAAUGGUCUGAUAAAUUCUCACUAGAUGUACCUGGAAGUUCUGGUGUUAUAAUAUGCAAAAACGAAGGAAGAACGUACGAGGUUGCAGUAACUAACCAGCUGACGUUCAACAGCUUGACGAAAAUGGUUAUAUUUACGCCAUUUUUCCUAAUUAUUAACGAAUGUCCGUUUCCUAUACAACAUCAAGAAUUGCAUAGGUCAGGGGAUCCUUGGCAAGAGGUGGAACAAAACUCUAGUUCACCUCUCUGGCCCGUGAUAGAAAGAGAGGAUAAAUUGCUUUUGCUGCGAGUGUCGGGCUCCAUGGAUCACGCCGCACCAUUCCUGUACACAGAGCAACUCAGUGUUUGUUUGAAGCUUAACAAUGAGUACGGCGGGCUGCACGUGGAGGUGCAGCUGACCGAGGGCGGCACGUACGUGACGGUGCGCCAGUACCGCGCCGGACACGCGCCCGCGCUGCUCGUCAACUACUCGCCCUACGCCGUCGACGUGCUGGAGAAGGAGAACGUCAACGUGCGAAAAAUACCUUCAAUGCAUCAAAUGCUAUACACCUGGGAUAAUCCAGCCGGUCCACGUAUACUAAUAUUCGAAGCGCAUAAAAAGAAAGAAAUCGAAAACGAUUUAAGAAAAGAUGGAAUCGGUGACUUUAUGAUUAACGAAACCCAGCACGUCUGGUGGGUGUCGUUCCUAGACGGGCUGCAGCGCGUGGUGCUGUUCACGCAGGACCCCAUCCUGGCCAGCGGCGCGCACACCAUCGGCGAGGCCGAGCCCGUGCACACCGAGCUCGUGCUCGCCAUACACGGCUUCGGGCUGUCGCUCGUCAACGAUCCGGAGCUCACGGAGAUUCUCUAUGUCAGCAUAUCCAAUUCAGGCAUAAUAUGGGAGCAAUGUAAAAUUGGUGCACGGCGUUACAAGAAAAUCGAGGGACCUAAAGCUACACAAUUCGAAGAGGCUUAUCAACGUUACCACGCCGAGAAGACGGUUAGUGACACACAAGUGUCGCCACGAGUCAAGAUCGAUGAUAAAACUGAGAUCGACUUCGAGGAGAUGCGGCUGCUGCGGCCCAACGCGCGGCUGGUGCGGCGCACGCAGGAGCCGGGCGUGUGGGCGGCCGUGGGGCUCACGCCGCACUCGCGCCGCGUGCACGCGCGCCUGCACCGCCUGCAGGUGGACCAGCAGCUGCCGCUGCCCACCUUCCCCGUCGUGCUGGCGCCCGUGCCGCCGCCCAAGUCUGUCGCCAACGACGAUCCGUCCGGUACGAAGCCGUUUAUUGAAGUGUCGAUAGUGGAGCGUAUAAUGGAGCACACCAGCGUGCGGCAGUACAAGUACUAUAAAGUGCUGAUACAGGAAUUCCACGUAAAAGUGGACAUGGGUCUUAUUAAUGCUCUUAUGGGAAUGUUCCCGCAAAGAUUGCUCACGGAACAGGAAGCUUUGGAUGCGUUCCAAUUGGAUAUUGAAAAAGCAAGACAACCGCUAGAGGCACUGGCGGCGAUAGGUGCUGCUUCAGAUCUGAAGAACUUCUAUGAUAACUUACAUUUAUCUCCACUUAAGGUGCACGUAUCGUUUUCAUUGGGUGGAACGACUCAACUACCUACCUUCGUUGGAACAGUACUGCAGAGUAUUGGUGUUACUCUAACAGAUAUGAAUGACGUUGUAUUCAAAUUGUCAUAUUAUGAAAGAAAUUAUGAAUUUUUAUCGCAAAAGGAGUUGAUCGGUCAAGUUCAGAGUCACUACACGGGACAAGCUCUGAAACAACUUUACGUUCUGGUGCUCGGAUUAGAUGUCAUCGGAAAUCCGUACGGUCUAGUCAUCGGACUUAAGAAGGGCGUCGAAGAUUUAUUCUACGAACCUUUCCAGGGGGCGAUCCAGGGCCCGGGCGAGUUCGCGGAGGGGCUGAUGCUGGGCGUGCGCUCGCUGGUGGGCCACACCGUGGGCGGCGCGGCGGGCGCCGUGUCGCGCAUCACGGGCGCCAUGGGCCACGGGCUCGCCGCGCUCUCGCUCGACAAGGAUUAUCAGCGACGUCGCAGAGAUAAUAUCAAUAAACCACCCGCUAACUUACAAGAGGGCCUCGCUAGAAGCGGAAAAGGACUUGUCAUGGGUGUGGUGGACGGCGUGACUGGCGUGUUCACGAAGCCUUUCGAGGGCGCCCGCGAUCAUGGUGUGGAAGGGUUCUUUAAGGGCCUGGGGGUUGGAGCCGUUGGGCUGGUGGCCCGCCCAACUGCGGGCGUCGUCGAUUUCGCUUCAGGCUCCUUCGAUGCCGUCAAGAGAGCGGCGGAUUUGUCUGAGGAAGUGACGAAGCGCAGAGCAGCACGGUACUUAGCGGCCGACGCCGGCGUCAGGCCUUAUUCUAGACUUCAGGCUGAAGGGUACAAAAUGCUGUCUGAACUUGAAAAGGGUAAAUUUGUGAGCACGGACACAUACGAAGCUCACGUGUGGGUGAUUGCUGCCAAAGAAGUGGUUAUGUGCACUGACAAGCGACUGCUCUAUUUGGAAAAGAACAACGUAUUUGGCGGUUGGCAGAUCGUGUGGACGUACCUGUGGGCGGAGAUCCCGGACGUGCCGACGGCCGUGGCCAAGGGCGUGUACGUGCCGACGGCCAAGAAGAAGGUGCUGGGCAUGUUCCCCAGCUCCGGCUCGGGCAAGGUCAUCUUCCUGUACGACGAGCAGCAGAAGAAGUUUCUACUCGCACAAUGCCAGCGGCUCAUGCGGGCUCGUUGACAUGAGACAGUAGAAAGAACGACUCCGGCCGUAGGGCUCGGGGAAUUCUUUCUACUUAUAUUCGAUUACCGCACCGCGUUGUUUACUCUCGCCUAUCACUUUAAUCUGCACCACUUCAAUCCUAAAGGUUUCCGCUGAACCGAAGAAGUGUUCAGUAUUUCACUCUUAAAUGUGUUUGUGUUGACGCAGCAGUGUAGCUUAUAUUUUGCAUUGUAGAUGUUUAGUCAAAAGUUGCUUAACAAAAGAACUGCAUAUUCAAGAAAAACAUAUUUAUGAAACAUAUAUAGAUUCUUUGUAUAAUUAUAUGUUCAAAUAUAUGUUGAACUUUAACGAGAAGUCUAGAAAGAUAUAAUCGAUAAAGUUAGUUCUUGGAUUCUUGUUUGUUUACCCCGCCGUCCCAUCUCUUGUUAAUAUUUGAUUAUAUUAUACGUUAGACCGAAAAAGUUUCAUUUUGUACAUAUUACUUUGACUUUAAACUUAAAAUGCCCAAAUAUGUUCGAUCCAUCGUAUGUCGUUAUAAUAGUUUUGUCCAUUUAAAUGUUACAUGUAUAUUUCGCCAAACCGCGUUUAAUUCAUGACUACAUCGCAUUUAGUUGUAAUUAAGAGAAAAUGCUAUAAAUAUGAACAUAAUAAACAAUAUAGUUUGUAAUUAUUGAACAUUGUCAUUUCAAAUAGUUUUUAUGUUUAUGGAAAGUUAAAGAUAAAUUAUAUUAAAUAUGUUUAUAAUGCUCUCGUUGGUACAACAUUGUUUUUGAUAAGGUCGAGUAAAUUUUUUGUUAAAUAAUCUAGUUGAGAGUUUUAAGUAAGUUAAAAGAAUACCAAAUUUGUUAAACGCAUUCAUUAGCUAUGUACCAGUAUUAGUGCCUUAUAACAAGUGCGUACAAGUCUUGUGUAAUAUGACUGUGUUUGUUGAUGACUAUAAACGUUUAAUGGGUUUUCUGUUUUUGUAUCAAUGUUUGUUAUUUCAAUAUUCUAUAUUAUGUUAAUUGUAUAGUUAGCGGACAUAUAAUAUUAUAAGCAAUUCGCUUUGCUGUAUUUGCUAAACUUGAAUAGAGUGUAAAGUUCGAGACGUUUAAUUUUUGUAAUACUUAUAUUUUUUGAAAUAUUUACGUGCUAGAAAAAGUGAACUCGGGAAGUUGGACGAUGGUGCGUUUUCUUUCAUUUUCAGGUACAAUUCCAUCGAUUUUAUACUAUUUGCUUUGAGCAAUAUACUUUUUUCUAAUAUUUUUGUCUUACUCAAGCUUGUGUAUAACCCUUUUGAUUGAUAUUAAAUGAUUUAAAAUUAA
This is a messenger RNA of Vanessa tameamea, 11351 nucleotides long. RefSeq names its product intermembrane lipid transfer protein Vps13 (gene Vps13). The coding region runs from base 241 to 10065 and encodes 3274 amino acids. The record is from RefSeq and is a predicted model, not a curated record. Gene Ontology annotation, cellular component: extrinsic component of membrane. Gene Ontology annotation, biological process: protein targeting to vacuole; protein retention in Golgi apparatus. The transcript has 61 exons. NCBI's taxonomy places the organism in Eukaryota, Metazoa, Arthropoda, Insecta, Lepidoptera, Nymphalidae.